Messenger RNA from Colletotrichum karsti, 2049 nucleotides. RefSeq lists its product as uncharacterized. The coding region runs from base 1 to 2049 and encodes 682 amino acids. NCBI's taxonomy places the organism in Eukaryota, Fungi, Ascomycota, Sordariomycetes, Glomerellales, Glomerellaceae. The record is from RefSeq and is a predicted model, not a curated record. The transcript has 3 exons.
AUGGCCCCUAGGACGCUCGCUCGGGCGCUCGCCUUGUGUCUAUUUGUUCUCGUUGUAAAUCCGGGCUACGUGUCUUGCCGCAAUCUCUUGACGGAGACGAGGUUGACGGACGCCGAUAGUCCGGUGCCAAUAGGCCCUCUGCCACAAGCGGACGAGGCUGCACGGCGGCAGCGGCCACUUGAAUGCUUCCAAGCAGCCCAGCCAGUGCUGGGCCCGAAAGGUCCCGUCUACCAAGAAGUACGCCGCAACAAUGACAAGCCGUCGGAUUCGGGAUGCACAGUGCAGUUGAUGGAUCACUCGUUUGGCAACAGCUUCAACAAGCCCUUCGUUGGUAAGUGCGAGUCUCAUGCCCACGUCCCAAGCCCGGGUCUGCGUCCAGGUCUUACGACGGGGCCUCUACCGGCGCCGGUGCUGAGCGUUGUGGGCGACUACAAGCCUCCCGGCUGUGACUUCAACCGCGUCAUUCUGAACUUUACUGCCACUUCUGCAGGCCGCCAGCUGGACCGGCUGGCCUUGAUGUAUCUCGGAGACACGGAGGUAUGGAGAACCUCCACUGCGGAGCCCAGACUGGCACCCGGGAUCAUCUGGACCUAUUGGAAGGACAUGACCCCGUACCUCAGCAUGUGGAAGUCGAGCCAGAAGGUCAUUUUCGACCUCCCCAACCUCAUCGACGACAGAUAUACGGGGCCAUUCAAUUGCACCUUGACGGCAACCUUCUUCAAGAGCGACGUGGUGACCGACAACGCACCGCCUGCCGACCAGAUUGUCGCCAUCUCGUCGAGGAAUGCAUCGUCCAACACUGGCAGUGCCUGGCAAGUGCCAGAGCGCGAGGCCGUGAGUACGGUCAAAUUUCCGCGCAACGCCAAUCGAGCAGUCUUCUCCGUCUCGGCCAACGGCCAAGGGACCGAGGAAUUCUGGUGGAGCAACGUCCUCCAGAGCGAUGCCGCGGCCUUCAAUGCCACCGUCGGCAUGGCUCCAGCCGGGAGUCCUUGGCGCGAGGUCCAGGUCCUCAUCGACGACAAGCUGGCCGGCGUCCAGUGGCCGUUCCCUGUCAUCUUCACCGGAGGAGUCGUACCCAGCUUCCACCGGCCCGUCGUCGGGCUUGAUGCCUUUGACCUACGGGAGCACGAGAUUGACAUUUCGCCGUGGUUGCCGGUCCUCAGCGACGGCAACGAGCACACGUUCAAGAUCAGGAUUGUUGGUCUCGCGAAUGAUGGUGACCGCACGUCUCUAAACACCACCGUGGGCAAUUUCUGGGUGGUCUCUGGCAAGGUCUUUUUGUGGCUUGACGAAGAAGGGUCCGUCACGACCGGACGGCCGCCUACCGUCGACAUUUCGGACCCGGACGUCAAGCUCACGGGCCGCACGCUGAAACAGAAUUCGACCGGCGCGAACGAGUCUCUGGCGUUCAACCUGGAGGUGACGCGUUCAAUCUCUGUCAGGGGCGAGGUCGUCACCAAGAAAGGCACCAAGAACCCCGUGUGGAGCCAGAAGCUGCAGUACAGCAACAACGCUUCCAUCAGCGAGUUCGGCCGAAACGGGUUCAACAACUUCAUAAUCACCGGCACGGACGAACUCAGCGGGCAGGGUUCGUAUCGGUCUACGUACUCGUUCCCGCUGAUCGUCGACCAAGUGUCGAACAUGACAGCAGCCGGCGAUCUCAGUCUCUCUGCAACGCUAUUUCAAGAGUUGAAGUUGGAGGUCGAAGGCGCCGGGGUGUACCCGACCGGGCUUGAGGUGUACAACAACCCAUCGAACCGCAACAUGCCGAUGCCGGGACAGGGACCGCCGGGCCAGUACAAGAUAGCCAAGCUGUCGACGUUCCGCAACGGCACCGCCUCGUUCAACCAGCCGGCGGACAUGAAGAACAGUUCGGCGUUUGGCACGAUCCGUCAGGUGUUCCGGUUCAGUGGCGGUCGAGGAGACGGCGCACGUGACGUGGAGCUAUACUCGCGCAGGGUGCGGGCAUCCAACAACACGGUCUUGUCUGAUGAAGAAAAGUCUGCCGAUGGGACACCGAGGGUAAUCUCGUCGGAGAAGGCCAAUUAG